AGUCGUACCAAGUCCAACCAACAGUUUGGGGAGGAAAUGAAAAACAAAGCGCAGAAAAACCACCCAACUUCACCUUGGUUGAUGUGGAUAGGUUAGUUACACGGCGGCGUUCGUGGAGUUUGGAUCACGCAGUUAUCGGCAAAGUCGGCAAAAAAGUGCGCGUGGACGGUUGUGUAUCGCAGGUUUCAUUCCUGGAAGUGAGUGGCACUUGCGCGCAUCGCAGAUAUUAAGUACCUACCUGAACAAAUCAAACGUGGGUGAAAGGCGUUUAGUCAAACCGAGAGAAAUAAAAACGUGAGAUUGAGCAAGGGGCAGGUGGAAAAGUGUAAAAGAAAAACCUAGAAGUGAAAUAUUGGAAGUUAAGAAAACCAAAUCUACUGAAAGUGUCUGCGGUGAAAAAUUAUUAUCCGAAGAAGAAAAAUUCAAACGGCAUCUUACAUGUCUCUGUCGGCGGGGGUGGAACACUGAAUGAAAAACUGCUAGUGACCCCGGAUUGGAGCGGAUCGCAGAGAGAGAUCGUGGCGUUGUGGGGGCGGCAAAUCAACGAACGAUCAACAGCCAAACCAAACCGAAAUGCAACGGCGAUCGACGACGGCAGCAGCCGGAAUGGAUCUAUUUAUACUUUUUGCGGUGGCACUGUUUACUUUCACUGGAACUGUGAAUGGCGGAAACCUUGUGAAACGCAGUUUAAAAAAUACAGUGCCCUGCUUAGAAGAUGGGAGGUUUUAUAGGAAUCCCGACCGUCCAGUCCAGAAAAUGUGGACCAACACCGAAUGUGCCAAGUACUAUCUCUGCCUGGAUGGUGAAGUGUUCGAGUUCAAAUGUUCGGUCGGGCUGCUCUUCGACGUGACCCGCCAAAUCUGCGACUUCAAGCAGAAUGUCGAGAAUUGCGAAGUAACGGCAGAGGCUCGGGUUCCAAAGCCGCUGUUAAGUGCCGCCGAGUGUGAGGAACGUUCUCAGCUAGGCUGUGGUGAUGGCACUUGUCUGCCGAAUGAAUACUUCUGUGAUGGGUCCAUCGAUUGUCCGGAUGGAUCCGAUGAAGGGUGGUGCGAUGUCGAGAACGAUCCUAAUGCUGCGGAUCCCUGUGACUUGUCGGUAUGUGAGCUGCCGGAUUGUUUCUGUUCAAAGGAUGGAACGAUUAUACCGGCAAGGAUGGACCGUGCGCAAACCCCUCAAAUGAUAGUGCUCACUUUUGACGACGCCAUUAAUUUCGAGAAUUGGGAACUGUAUACCCAGAAAAUCUUCUUGUCGAACCGGAAAAAUCCCAAUGGCUGCCCGAUUAAGGCAACGUUCUUUAUCUCGCAUCAGUACACCAACUAUCAACAAGUUCAGAAAAUGUGGAACGAUGGCCACGAGAUAGCGAUACACUCGAUAACCCACCGAGGUCCCGAGGAAUGGUGGUCCCGAAAUGCCACAAUCGAGGAUUGGUUCGAUGAAAUGGUUGGUCAAGCGAACAUUAUUAACAAAUUUUCCAACGUCCGAAUGGAAGAACUCCGAGGAAUGCGGGUACCGUUCCUGAGGGUUGGCUGGAAUCGGCAGUUCCUGAUGAUGAAGGAGUUCGGAUUCGUGUACGACUCGUCGAUGGUGGCACCAUUCUCGAACCCACCCCUCUGGCCGUACACCUUGGAUUACAAAAUGCCUCACGCCUGCAACGGUAACAAUCAGUUCUGCCCUUCGCGAAGUUAUCCGGGAAUUUGGGAAAUGGUCAUGAACCAGCUGGAGGCCGGAGAGUACACCUGCGGGAUGGUAGAUACCUGUCCGCCGAACAUGAGCGGCGAAGAUGUGUACCGAAUGUUUGUGCACAACUUCAAAAGGCAUUACCACACGAAUCGGGCGCCCUUGGGUUUGUAUUUCCACUCGACCUGGUUCCGGAAGCAGGAGUACUUAGAAGCAUUUUUGCGCUUUCUGGACGACAUGCACAAACAGCCGGACGUGUACUUCGUCACUAACCACCAGGCGAUCGAGUGGAUCCGCAAUCCGACCCCGCUCAAUCAGCUCGCUCAUUUCGACCCCUGGAAGUGCAAACCGAAACAGCUGGACCCAAACGAGGUGGCGUGCAAUUUGCCGCGCACUUGCAAACUGCACAGUCGGGUACUGCAGCAGGACCGAUACCUGUUCACCUGUAACGAAUGUCCGGCACAGUAUCCUUGGAUCCGGAACGAGUUUGGCUUAGAUUAGAAGCGAUGGGGAGGGUGCCUCAUACUACCCAAUUAUUCUCGCUUUUUUGCGAGCAAUCUGGACAGGAAAAAGUCUCGUUAUUUGUCUGUCUUUUUUGUUUUAAAUAGCGUGUAAGCUUCUUAAUUUGUUGACAUGACUUGUUGCAAUAUUUAAUUUAUAAUACUUUUUAGGAGAAUAGAUGAAUAGUUCUGUUCAUUAGAUGUGUAUUUUUAGGUGCCAAAAAUCUUUCGAACCUCCCAGAAAGCUGUGAAUGCGUAUACAGAAGUUGAUCAGUUUAGCAUAUGUAGUUGUUGCAACAGAAAUUGAUCAUUUAAAUUGUGAAAACCAUUGUACAAACGAAAUAGAUUUUUUUGGCAACAUUUUGAAUAGCAAAAGGUGAUAAUUACACAAAAUUAAACAAUA
Molecule: messenger RNA, 2580 nt
Organism: Uranotaenia lowii
Lineage: Eukaryota; Metazoa; Arthropoda; Insecta; Diptera; Culicidae
Gene: ChLD3
Product: chitin deacetylase 1
Exons: 6
Coding region: 574-2178 (534 amino acids)
Biological process (GO): carbohydrate metabolic process
Cellular component (GO): extracellular region
Molecular function (GO): chitin binding; protein binding; hydrolase activity, acting on carbon-nitrogen (but not peptide) bonds
Source: RefSeq, a predicted model, not a curated record